AUUUUGGUGGUGCGAUGAGCGUGGCUACUUACGAGAGUCGAGGCGGGCAUUGCGGGCGGCUGGAGCGUGGUGCCUGGCGGACUAGCGCGCGCGCGAUCAGAAAUUAUGCGUGAGAUACAGCGUUCGCGGGUACAUACGCGUCCGCCGCAGACGUCUUCCGAGCGUUGUAUUUUGGCCUCGGAUCUGCUUGGUUUUCUCCCGCCACCGUGAGUAGCCGUGCUCGACCGGCCACAGCCUGCGCGCCGCAAUGGGCUUCAGACAAGCCGCAGUGCUCUCUUCCGUCUCCUUCUUCCUCGGCGUAUUGCUCAUCUGUCUGAACGUUGACUACCGCGUCCUGUUCACGCCGCUCACGGACGACGUACUGCGCGAUGGCUUCGAGUUCUACACAACGUUCUACAAUUCCCCGCCAGCCAUCAAGGCUCUGAUGCAUGCCGUCAUGGGGAUGGGUGCCCUGGGCCUCUGUGGCCAGCUGAACAGGUGGGACGAGAGCGCCAUCUUCUUCGACGGGUCCUCGCUCGCGGCGUACAUCUUCGCGAUGGCGGUGUACAUCUCUGUGGGGAUCCCCGCGUCGCGCUCGGUCGCGAUCCCCCGCCCCGAGGACACGCGCGCCAGCCAGGUCGAGGCGCUCCGCGUACUGUCGGCGGGGAACACCAUCAUCAUCGUCUGCCUUGGUGCAGUGCUCGCUCUCCAGGCCGGAGAGGAGUACGCGAGACGCAUCGAAGCGAAGGCGAAGGAGGACUUCGAGCGGAGACAUCCCGCGGGCGCUUCAAAAGCGCCGGAGACCAGCGAAGACACGACAGAGAGCAAGAAGGACAAGUGACGGGCGACGCAUAUGGCGGGACAGGGGGCAGCAGAAAACCGUCGGGCGGGACACAUUUUUCCUCUUGCUACGCGACACACCGUGUAAUCCGUGCAUCUAUAUUUCGAUCCUACCUGCGCAGUGCCUCGAGAAGGCAUGAUAGGCCCAGUACACUUCAUCGGCUGUUUUCUACGGCCGUGGUAUGACCGCCACAAAGUUGCUGACUGUGCUGUUAGAUGCGAGGUGCUGGUGUGCUGAGUUCUGAUUCAUGAUAGGCCGUGCUCUAGAAGUGG
Messenger RNA from Rhodofomes roseus, 1092 nucleotides. Its product is annotated as Shr3 amino acid permease chaperone. The record is from RefSeq and is a predicted model, not a curated record. The coding region runs from base 248 to 820 and encodes 190 amino acids. Gene Ontology annotation, biological process: endoplasmic reticulum to Golgi vesicle-mediated transport. Gene Ontology annotation, cellular component: endoplasmic reticulum membrane. The transcript is spliced from 5 exons. NCBI's taxonomy places the organism in Eukaryota, Fungi, Basidiomycota, Agaricomycetes, Polyporales, Fomitopsidaceae.